Messenger RNA from Spodoptera littoralis (African cotton leafworm), 1005 nucleotides. The record is from the annotation of a GenBank genome assembly. NCBI's taxonomy places the organism in Eukaryota, Metazoa, Arthropoda, Insecta, Lepidoptera, Noctuidae.
AUGAAUCAAUUAUUUUUGAGCGCCGAACAUGUCCUGCAAGGAGGGUACUUUCACUCGACUUUGAGGAAAUUACAAGAACCUAAUACCAGUAUCGAGGCUCAUAAUAUUAUGUAUCCCGUGUUCCUACUGGAAGAUGACAAUCUCAUUCAGCCAGUGGGUAGCAUGCCCAAUGUGUGCAGGUAUGGACUGCAGCCACUGAUCUCCCACCUGGAGGAACUAGUCAAUAAAGGUCUCAAUUCUAUACUCAUCUUUGGAAUUGUUACAGCUUUGCCAAAGGAUGCCUCAGGAUCUAGUGCAGAUUGUCCAGAAAAUCCAGUACUGAAAGCUCUUCCUAAACUGAGGGCAAAAUUCCCAAAUCUACUAAUAGCAUGCGAUGUCUGUCUUUGUCCGUACACUUCUCAUGGACACUGCGGCCUCUUGACUCCCAAUGGAGCCAUAGACCAUGCUGCAUCAGUUAGAAGGAUUGCUGAAGUUGCCCUAGCAUAUGCUAAAGCUGGUGCACAAAUUAUUGCUCCAUCUGAUAUGAUGGACAACAGAAUCAAGGCUAUCAAGGAUGCCCUGGUGUCCUGCAAGCUGCAGAAUACUGUAUCAGUGCUCUCAUAUUCGUGCAAGUUCGCUUCGGCUAUGUAUGGCCCAUUCCGAGACACUAUGAAGAGUGCUCCGAUGGAGGGUGACAGGAAAUGCUACCAGCUGCCCCCUGGCAGUGCAGGACUAGCUGCCAGGGCUGCCGCUCGAGAUGUGGCUGAAGGUGCGGAUUUCCUAAUGGUGAAGCCAGGCCUGCCGUAUCUGGACAUUGUGAGGCAGACCAAGGACAAGUACCCGUACCAUCCUCUGUUCAUAUACCAGGUGUCCGGUGAAUACGCAAUGAUCUGUCGUAGUGGAGACAGCUCAGAGGUCCAAACGAUUCUUAUGGAGACAUUGACGAGCAUGCGCAGAGCCGGAGCUGAUUGCAUCAUCACAUACUUCGCACCAUUAAUUUUAAACAUGAUAAAUAAAAAACAAUAA